CCCUACUUUGUGCACACAAUCUAUAGAGUGAAGCGCCAAGCGCACGGAUUGAAAUUAACUCAAAAAGUUAUCACCCUUCUUUUUUACCCUUUGAAUACGUACCUUUUCCUUUUCAAACUUAAAAAUAGAUUAACAUCUACGUAGUAAAAUGUUUCCCGAAACCCCAAAACAAGAACAGUCCCACAUAACAGAGACUUCAACCAUGGAUGCCGCUCCUCCUCUCUCCUCUUCAGCUGCUUUAUUCUUCCCGAAAUCGCUUAGAUUUGUUCUCUCAGUAUAAUUAGGGUGAUUCACAAUGCCUAUGUAUCUACCCUCGGGGAGGGGUGGUGCGGUUGAUUUCGAAGGUGGCGGCGAUGCCCAUGUUCUAGAUCUGGACACGGCGGUCAAAGACGGGGUCUUGGGCGGCGGCGGCGGCGGUUUUGCCGCGCCGGUCGAGUUUUUGGAGAAAAUGGAUCUGAAGAAGGUGAUUAGGGAGCUGAAUUUGUCGGAGAUUCCGACCGUGUUCAUAUGCCCCAUCUCUCUCGAACCCAUGCAAGACCCAGUGACCCUUUGCACCGGUCAGACUUACGAGCGGUCCAACAUCCUCAAAUGGUUCAGCUUAGGUCACUGCACUUGCCCCACAACCAUGCAGGAGCUUUGGGAUUACACAGUGACUCCAAACAAGACCCUUCAUCAUCUGAUCUGUUCUUGGUUUCUCCAGAAGCACCAGCAGAUGAAGAAGAAAUCAGAGGAUGUAUCUGGAAGGGCAAUGGAGAUUCUUGAAACUUUGAAGAAAGUCAAAGGCCAGUCAAGGCUCCAGUCCCUCAAGGACCUGCAACAAGUUGUUUCAUCCCAUACUACUUCCAGAAAGACAGUGGUUGAUCAAGGUGGGGCCCCACUUCUUUCCUCAUUACUAGGUCCUUUCACUUCCCAUGCUGUUGGCUCAACAGUUGUUGCCAUUCUUGUUCAUCUGAGUCUUGACUCUGAAUCAAGAAAAAAUCUAAUGGAACCUUCCAAGAUUUCUUUACUUGUUGAUAUGUUAAAUGAAGGCUCUACAGAAACUAAAAUAAACUGCACUCGAUUAAUCAAACUGUUAAUGGAGGGCAGUGAUUUCCGGAUAGAGAUCGUGUCAAGUCACAGUUUAUUAGUUGCUCUGAUGAGGCUGGCGAGGGAUAAACGGAAUCCAUCUGUCCACGUACACGGGCUUAGCCUUCUCGGACUCAUUUGCUCACAUGAGCAAGUAAAAACCCUGGUCAUUAGAAUCGGGGUGAUUCCUCAAUUGGUUGAGUUGUUGCCCGGAAUGAAACCCGAUUGUUUAGAAAUUGCACUGUUUGUUCUGGACGCCUUAUCUUCAGUGCCUGAAGGCAGAUUGGGCUUGAAGGACUGCCCAAACGGAAUAAGGACGAUGGUGAAACUGCUUAUGAAGGUGUCCGAGAGGUGUACACAGUAUGCUCUCUCAAUCUUGUGGUCUGUGUGUAAAGUGGGGUCUGAGGAGUGUUCGUUGGUUGCUGUGGAAGCCGGGCUUCCCACAAAACUGUUGCUUGUCAUACAGAGCGGGUGCAGUCCGGUGUUAAAGCAGCGAUCAUCUGAGUUAUUGAAGCUUUGCAGUUUGAAUUAUUCUGAUACCAUGUUCAUAUCCAAGUGCAGACUUAAUCGGACGAUCCACUGAAAGCGGUGGACCGUUCAGUUUGGGUAAAAAAGAAUCCAAUCCUGCGUACAUAUAUCCAGUUUAGAGUAAAAAUGUGUAGUGAAGUGCUUGAAAGUUGAAACAGUGAAAUGGCCUCUUUGAAAAGUUAUGUUUAUUACUGUUAUACACCAUCAAUGGACACCAGCAAGGGAUUUCCUGCUGCAAGUUUUGAAUAAAUGGUGAAAGUAAAUUCAUUGGCUUUGUUUCAGACCCUUACCACCAUUCACACCCUUCUAGGAAAAAUGUCUUACCUUGUAAAUGAAUCUUGGGAGAAAAUGGUUCAAACUUUUACUGCAUUCUUUGGGGAUUGCAAUUGAAAUUGUAAUUUGCUAACCUCUUUGCUUUGUUCCUUGUGUAAUGCAGAAAAACACCUACAGUUUUCCCAUUUGAAUGUUUUCC
Molecule: messenger RNA, 2065 nt
Organism: Cuscuta europaea
Lineage: Eukaryota; Viridiplantae; Streptophyta; Magnoliopsida; Solanales; Convolvulaceae
Source: the annotation of a GenBank genome assembly